This is a messenger RNA of Helicoverpa armigera (cotton bollworm), 5860 nucleotides long. RefSeq names its product probable ATP-dependent RNA helicase spindle-E (gene spn-E). Gene Ontology annotation, molecular function: ATP binding; RNA binding; helicase activity. The coding region runs from base 217 to 4536 and encodes 1439 amino acids. The record is from RefSeq and is a predicted model, not a curated record. The transcript is spliced from 27 exons. Gene Ontology annotation, cellular component: intracellular anatomical structure. Lineage: Eukaryota; Metazoa; Arthropoda; Insecta; Lepidoptera; Noctuidae.
UCAUUCAUUUGACCAUCCAUUUGACAGACCCUUUUGAUAGAGGAAUGUAAGAAAACAAUCAGCGUCGAAACUUGAAAUUAAAGUUAGUUUCUUUUUCAUGAUCUUUUUUGUUGAUACAGCAAUAUUUUAGAAGUGCCUUUGUUCAAUCUUGAAGAUUCGAAUAUUCAUUGACUAUAUUCGUGGUCGAUACACAAAGUAUCGGCAGAACAUAUCGGCAUGGACGAAUUACGAGGGUUUUUGAUGAAUCCUUCUCCAUCGAGUUCGCAAGUUACAAGACUCCGGGGUCCGCUUACGGGUGGAAUGCGAAUCGUGAAGCAUGAAUUCGACGACUUGAAUAGGAAAGAGGAACACCGCCACUCCGAGGUGGUAUCCGGAGGCACCGCUUAUGUGCGCGAAGCUAGGCAAAGAGAGACUGAAUUAUAUUUGCGGAAUGCAGCAGAGUGUUAUGAGAAUCAGGACCACCGAGGACCCCUGGAUUCUAUGGACAACAUGUCUUCUGCAGGAGCUUCCUCCCAAACUAUUCCCGCUCUGGCAGACGAAGCCAUGCUACAAGUCUACAAUAAGUACUCAUUCCAAAGGAAGGAGGAUACCAAUCACUUGCCCAUUAAUGAGUAUAAGGCAAAGAUAGUGGAUACAAUCAGGGCUAAUCAAGUUGUGAUAUUGGAAGGUCCGACUGGUUGUGGUAAGACCACUCAAGUCCCACAAUGGAUACUUGACAACUGCUAUAAGUGUCGCCAGCCUUGCAAGAUAGUUGUGACACAACCAAGGAGGAUAGCUGCUAUUUCUAUUGCCAAAAGAGUUGCCCAGGAAAGAGGUUGGGAUGUUGGUGGAGUGGUUGGCUAUCAGGUUGGACUUGAUGCUCAUGUUUCAAAUGAUACUCGCAUAAGUUAUGUUACUACUGGUAUUUUGCUACAAAAACUGGUUGCAUCAAAAACAAUGAAUGAAUACACCCAUGUCAUACUGGAUGAAGUUCACGAAAGAGGCCAAGAGAUGGACUUCCUGCUUCUCAUUGUGAAGAGGCUAGCAUAUACGUCGUCACCCCAUGUGAAAGUGGUGCUCAUGUCAGCCACGUUCGAUAAGAUAGCAUUCGCUGACUAUUUCAAGAUAGCUACCACUGUGGGCCUCGAGAAGACCAACUGUAUCACAAUUGAGAAGGGUGAUCCCAUGUUUACUGUGAAGAAGUUCUAUUUGGAUCACCUUAACAAGUUUGGUACUGUACCAGAGCCUAAAGCCGAGGACCCGUGCAUAGUUCCGGAAAUGCACCACAUAGUUCUGAGGCUGUUGAAUGCCUUCGAAGGCAUAGAUAAAUCGGAAGAUCAGAUCACGGACCGCUCGCAAGCCGACCUGCCUUCCGUGCUCAUAUUCCUACCAGGAAUUCAUGAGAUUGAAGACUUGUAUACUUGUCUUACAGACUUUGAUUUGCGUGAGAAGGUAGUGGGCGCCCAUUGCCGUUCGUACAAAUGGUAUGUUCUGCCCCUGCACUCGACGAUAACGGCGGACGAACAAGCGCGCGUGUUCCAACGAGUACAGCCUGGACACAGGAAGAUUAUACUAGCCACUAAUAUUGCGGAGAGCUCCAUCACUGUGCCUGACAUUAAGUAUGUGAUAGAUUACUGCCUGAUGAAGAUAAUGGUGGCUGAUCCUGACACGAACUUCACGUCGCUGCGGCUAGCUUGGGCGUCUAAGACGAACUGCGAGCAACGCGCGGGCCGCGCCGGCCGAGUGAGGGACGGCCGCGUCUACAGGAUGGUUACUGAAAAGUUUUAUGAAGGGUUUAGACAAGAAAUUCCCCCGGAGAUAAUUCGUUGUCCUCUAGAGAGAUUGGUGCUGCUAGCGAAGAUGAUGGAUAUGGGCCCGCCUGCCGACGUGCUGGCUCUAGCUAUGGACCCGCCCGACAUCUCCAACAUACACCGCACUGUACUUGUGCUUAAAGAGAUUGGAGCGUUAAAGAAAACUGUUGACGGCGAAUGGUCAUCAAUGGACGGCGAUAUGACGUACUUGGGCCGCGUUGCCGCAAGGUUACCCGUAGACGUCAAACUGUCUAAACUCAUCAUAUUGGGCUAUAUCUACGGCUGCUUGGAGGAAACUGUCGUUAUGGCGGCUGCGAUGUCAGUGAAGAAUCUGUUCAACAGUCCGUUCCGUGAGCGUUUGAACGCUUACAACUCUAAGCUGACGUGGGCAGAUGGCUCCACCAGCGACUGCAUUGCUUUCCUUAACGUUUACAAGGUAUGGACGGUCCUCCGUCAACAGCAGUUCUUCCGCGCGGCCGGGCAGUCGGAGCCGCAGUGGGCUCGACGCUUCUACGUGCAGGCGCGGGCACUACGGGAGCUGGACGAGCUGGCGCGAGACCUGCGCCGCCGCCUCGCCAGUGUUGGCAUCGACCCCCCCAAUGGCAAGUCGCCGUGGAAUAAACAUGAGCUGGCUUUGCUCUAUAAGAUACUAAUAGCGGGUGCGUUUUACCCACAAUACUUCGUGCAAGCGUCGGAGGACGAGAGUCGGGAGCGCGAUGCUGUGCGUACACUAGGAGGACUGGACCCUAGGACCACGGUUUAUCUGAAGAAUUUCCCGGACAAUCAGCCGGGAGAGGUGUACGCCGCGGCUAUCAAGAAGGCCGUCUACAAGACCAUCUCCGAGGAGCCUCGCGUCACCUUCGAUACCGGCAGCAGAAAAGUGUAUUUAACAUUCAAUGAAGGUGUCGAAAAGAAUGGGAACGAGAACAGUAGGGACCCCGCAAUUCCUGGUCAAGUGGUGCUACCAGUGUACAAGGCCAUAAAGGCAAGACAGUUGAGGAUUGAUAUUAGAAUUCCAUUAUUGCCAUUGGAAAAAGCUCAAGCUCUGGCCAAUGCAUUUGCUGUUGACAAAAUGUCACUGGAUUUGGAGAAAGUAGUGCCCCGCUUGCCGGAGAUUGAUGACACACAUUUUCCUCUGAAAAUAUCACAACUGACCAGCAUAAGCAAGUUCUGGGUGCAAUACGCGGACGAGAGCACGGCGACGGAGCUGUGCGCCAUACAGACGGCGCUGAACACCGGCGCGCUCGUCGCGCACACCGCCGCCCUCGCGCCCGGCGACCUCGUGGCCGCGCCCUAUACCGACGCGGGGCGGACCGAGAUCUGCCGCGUCAGGGUGCGAGCGUUGCUGCCCAGGGAUAUGAUCGAGGUGCAGUACAUAGACUACGGCAGCGCGGGCUGCGUGCACGUGUGCAACGUGCGCACGCUGCCGAGCGGAGCCUGCCGGGCGGCGCCGCCGCUCGCCAUGCGCUGCCGCCUGGCCGCGCUGGCGCCGUCGCCGCUGCUGGACCCGCACGAGCGCUACACGCCCGCCGCCACGCACUGCUUCACGCAGCUCGCCAGGCGCGGCCGCCUGCUCGCUAAGGUAUACUCCGUGGUGCACGGCGUGGUUGCCAUCGACUUGCUGGCGGAAGGUGGACAGCUCAACGUCAACGAAGAGCUCAUCAAGCGAGGAUUCGCUGUACCCUGCGAGGAGAGCUAUGAGUCCAAGAUGAACCACGACCUCAGAGAGAUGGCCUACGAUCUGAACUUAGCUCAGAAGCGCGCUCACAAUCGCGAACAGAUGGAGCUGGCGUACUACCAACUGAACGAGAUUGAACCGCCCAGAGCCAAGGAUUGUAACUCCGAUGUCUGCCUUAAGGGACCACACAGUCCUUUAGAGACAUCGGUUCACACAAUGAUGUAUGCGAGCCGCGAUAUACCGGUGAGGAUCGAAUGGAACUCUGUCAACUCCGUUCUGUUGGACACUGAGCCACAGGAGAAAUAUAUGAGGUUGUUAGUGGCGGGCGACGUGGGCUGCAACGAGGGCAACACGCGGCUGACGCUGCGCCACACCACGCUCAUGCCCAACAUCCCCGGCCUGCCCGCCAUCCUCGCGCUGCUCUUCUGUCCCGUUGCGGAACUCCGUCGUAACGCGGCGGGCACGCGGUACGUGAGCGCGCUGUGCGGGCUGGGCAGCGCCGAGUGCGGCCGCCCCUACCUGCCCGAGCACGACCUGCUGGUCGACAUCGACGCCGACCUCACCGUCGAUGACAUCGGACUGAUCAAUCACAUCCGUCACUUGAUGGACUACAUGCUGUACUGCAGUGACGGACAGGACCAGCCCGUCCUCGACCCUGACUUCCCUGCCAAAGCGCCGGGCGUUAUACGCCAAGAUCUUAUGGCUUUGCUAAAGAAACGCCGCAAGCACCGUCAGCCGGAAUGCGUACCCCAAGCGUGGGAGUGGCGUUCGGUUCCCGAGGAUGAUAUUCUCGAGAUCUCGGUCCCCGAUAUGGGGGAGCGAUCUGUCAUCUACCCACUGCAUGCGCCCACCGAACUGUACCCAGUUGCCAGAGAUGUGCUGUUGGAGCUUAAGAAGGAAAAUGACCAGCUCAAGUUGUUGGUUUCCAGGACCCCGGUAUCAUCAAAUAUGGAGCUUACAUGCAAGCUUUGUGGCACCAAUUCUAUGUCCCUACACGCGAUGCGCAUCCACCUCUACUCGACGGGCCAUCGCGAGAAGGAACAGGAUUUCAGAUCCCUACAGUCAUAAGUUAACCCUCUUUUGUUACUUUAUUAUUCACGUAAUGUUCUCGCCAGUCUUUAUGGCAGCUCGGAACAUCGCGCGGUUCGCUGCGUAGAUACCAGGGCUAGGUAUCAAUAGGUAGCGUAAAUGCGCGAAGGGAAUUAGUUACAUGUGCUUAACUAUGCCCUAAAGUUCGUUGCAAUCUGCCAUUGAGUUUGGCGAGAACUAUAUUUGUCUUUAUUAUACACUAUAAGUUUUCAAUGUUUUUUUCUAUUACGAAUUUAAAAAUUUCGCCGAAUAUUCUCAUACGUGUUAGUACUAAGACUUCAGAAAUUUAUGGGAGUGUUGCCCCUCUUUUGUUACUUAAUUAUUUACGUAUCGUUCUCGCCAGUCUUAAUGGCGGCUCGGAACAACGCGCAUUUGUCUGCGAAGAUACCAUUUUUAGGUAUCAAUAGGUAGCAUAGGUGCACGAGGAGUACGAGCUACUUGCUUUUAGCUAUGCUCUGAAGUUCGUUGCGAUCCGCCAUUGAAUUCGGCGAGAACUAAGGCAUAGUUUACUUAAUUAUCUACUAAGUUUUGAACGUUAUUUUCUAGGACGAAUUGAAAAAUUCCGCCGAAUAUUUAGUGUUAGUAUUAAGACUUUAGAGAUUUAUCAAAGUGUUUUCGAUACCAGUAUUCAGAAUAAGGACAUGAAUCUGUUUUUUUUGUUAUUAAAUUUUUUUAGUGAUUAAGUUGUUGUUGGAGAAAGAUUGUUCUUUUGAAAAGAAGAAUCUGGGUACGUUACUUCGUACUCCAGUCUUUAUGUUAUUGUUUAGUUUAUAUGAUUAGAUUUGACUCAAUGAUUUAAAGACAAAUCCAUCCAUGAAUGAUGGACAGAUGAAUAAGGAUUGACAUAUAAAAAAAAACAAAGUUAAAACUGGUCAUAAAAUAUACUCGUAGCUUUAAAUGACUAGUUGUUCCUAGAUCUUAAUUAUUUGUAAAACUACGUCAAAGGAGUUAAGCUUUGAUACUGAAAAUUAAUAGUUGUGAUAUCGGGACUAAGUUGAUAUUAUAUAGCAAUUUAGAUUUUUGAAAAUUGUUGAAUUUUACGAAACUUACCAUUAAAAUGAACCUCGACUCUACUGUGAUUUUGUGGUUACUCACACAUAAUGUUUGAUAAAAAAGGCUGAUUAAUCAAAAGCAUUUAUAAAGUUGAUAACAUAGUCUAUUGCCGAAAUUAUUAAAAUAACUUAGAAAUUACGAGCCAGUAAUAAGGGUACCAUUUCAAUUGCUUCCAUCCACUGUGAUUUCUGCAAAUACAUUGUAAGUAUCCAUAUCUCAUGGGAGUAAAAUAUAUGACGCUAAAAAAUCA